GGAAUUAUGGCCAGUAGUGAGAUGAAUGCCAGGAGGUGUUUAUAAAGAUAGUUUUUGGUGACCAGUAUAAUGUCAAAAAAAAAAACCUCCGAUAGAAAUCCAUAUAUCAUAAAUGACGGAUUUUAAAUCCAUCAUAGCUUAUUAAAUGUUAAUUUUCUACUGCGCUGCUUAUUUUAGGCGUUUUUUCUUGUGCCCAACUACAGUGUUUUGUUUUAAAAAGUGAACACUCAACCAAAGUUUCAGGCAGUUAUUAAUUCAGGCUAAGGAAUGACAACCAGAAGUAAUAAAGGAAGAUCAUCUUUUGGACGACAUUCUCCACUUGCAGGCAACAGAUAUCACAGACAGGACCGGGAUUUAGAACGACAUGUGGUAAGGGACAGGUCUCCUCUUCGUGGAGAAUCAAGACGUUUAUUAGAAGAUCGUAUUAAAGAAGUUCUUUGGAAAGAUGAUAGAAGAGGAAGAGAAUCUUUUAGGGAUGACUUUUAUACCACUAAUCGUACUACAGAGGAUCCCUAUAUGGAUGUGAUGCAAAGAAGAGAGAGUGGUAUCUAUUCUGAGACACGUUUGGAUCCAAAGGAAGACGUAUUUAAACGCACAAGAGCUAGCUUGCCUGAUGAUUCUCUACGAGACAGUUUUCAUGAUCUUCCCUUGUCUAAGUCUCAGAAACCUACUGAUUGUGAAAUAAUAGUUGUUCACAAACAACAAAGAUUAUAUGCUGAACAUGUGGAAGCCAGGUUGAAAAACCUUGGCAUGGAAGUUGGUAUUAUUUUGUUGAGUGAUGAAUCUAAACUGGCUCAGACAGUGAAGGAUCUAGAAAAACAAGGACCCGUUUUUGUUAUAGUAAUUACUCCAAAACAUGAACUCAGCAACACUCUUACUAUUAAUAUUCUUCUUGGAUCUCCUGAAGAACAUCACAACAUGCCUCUUGAUGAUGCUCUGAAAUUAGUAGCUCGCAACUUUCAUGAAUAUACUCUGUCAUUGCGUUUCUUGAAUCAAAAGACCGAAAAGAAAGAGCCACAGGUUCUUACACGUAGGUCUCCUACACCCCCAGAUCGAGAUAUUGGCUUCCUUCUGAAUCUCUUGGCUGAUGGGAAACAUUUAACUAUGCGUGAGCUUGAUAAAAUUAUGAAGUAUAUACAGGAUCGUAAAGAUAAACUUGCAGAAAUUGAGUUGGGAAAGUUACAAAGAACUGGUGAGAUCAAACCUGAACCUCCCAUCAAAUUACAUGGAGAACAGUCACAACCAAUAACAAUGGAACAACAGCAAAAAGAACUUCAAAAGAGAAUCUUGAACAUGAUCAACCAAGGGAGUGUAGAUGCAGGCUUCUCCAACAGAGGAAUAUCCUCUUCAUCUGCAAAUCAGCCACCCUCGAACUUAAAACUUGAUAACCCCAAUUUACAGAAAGCAGUAGAGAAUUUCAUACAAACCAGUCCUGACCUUUCCAAAACACUAAUGGGAACUUCCAUUCCUACAACAAACACUACUGCUGUAGCUAAUACAUACACCCAGCAACAGACUCUAAAACAGUCAUUGCAAAAUUCUGUAACCCAGUCAAAUGUGUCUGCUAACCAAUCAGCCUUGAUGAGGAACCAGUCUACUUUAGUAAGUAACCCCACAUCACUGGUGGGUAAUCAGUCAUCUUUGAUGGGUAAUGUGUCAUCUGUAGUGGGUAACCAAUCAUCUUUGAUAACUAACCAACCUCCUCUAAUGGGUGGUUUGUCAUCAGGAAGUGCAGUAAGCCAGAUUAUGAUGGGUCAGAAUCCAAUGUCUUUUACAAGAGGGCAAGGUAUGAUACCUGGUGGAGUGGGUCUAGUCCCACAAGUUGUUCGCCAUCCAUUAUUGGGAACCCUGGUAGGAAUGACUGGCUCUUUUCUGGGCAGGGGAAGGGGUACUCCUGGCAGCAGAUACUGACACAAUACUGCUGCUGUUGGAGUAGACUGAGAACAAGUAGUUCAUUUCUUCUCUACAUUCAGUAGUUAGUGAUUUUCUUCUCUGUAGCAUCUGUGUUUAUUUGUUUUGUUUAUUUUAAUACAAAUUAUAAAACUACACAGCGACAUCAUCAUUUUACUUUUCCAGAAGCAUUCAUCAUUUUCUAAAAAUGUCAUCAGAGUGUGAGUAGGAAACUUGCAAAUAGGUGAUUAAUACAACCAUUGUGGAAAAUUUUUUAAACUUAAUAUUUUUUAGGAAACAAAAUUAAAGUACGAUCUGAAAAUGAUUAAUAAUUAUACAGAAAAUAGACAAAUGGAUAAGGA
This is a messenger RNA of Limulus polyphemus (Atlantic horseshoe crab), 2252 nucleotides long. It is a transcript of the gene Neos, whose product is annotated as nuclear receptor coactivator 5-like. The transcript has 9 exons. The record is from RefSeq and is a predicted model, not a curated record. Bases 268 to 1911 code for a protein of 547 amino acids. NCBI's taxonomy places the organism in Eukaryota, Metazoa, Arthropoda, Merostomata, Xiphosura, Limulidae.